AUGCUCCCUGAUAUAAAUUGUAUUGAGCAUCAAACCUGGCUGAGUGCCUCUACCAGAAUCAUCCUGUCGCGUCUAUAUGCUACUAGCCCUCACAUCAUCCUGCUGCAGUCAACAACCGUGGAUUUAUUCUACCCAGCCGGGAUGAAUCACAUUCGCUUCUACCAGCCUAAAAUCUUCACCUCGCGCACAGAUGAAACUUCUAUGCCUUCUCAUGUCCACUCUGAGACAGAAAAUAACAAGAAAGACUCGAAAGCCCCCCAGUUACCGACUACAAUGCAUGGUAACCAUCCCCUUCCCAGAAAGCCCCCACCUACAUCUCCAGCCAAUGAGGGUUCUGUCUCAUUACGAGGCAAACCUGAAGAUAUAUCUCCAGGUGUAAAGGCACUCCUGGCUUCCACAUCAGAAAGGGCAGAGGUCGCGCACCUGGAUACGGAUGCACAACAGAUAAAUACUGUACGAGAAGAACAAGGCGAACACAUUUCUACACGCAAUAAAAGUGGUAAUAGCAAAUGUGCACCCAGUUCUUCAACCGUUGAACCACAAGCAUCCCAUUCGGGAUAUUCCAAUUUCAGGUCCACGAGCAAGGCAGUGGAGGCAAAAUCCGCACCACUAAUCUUAGCCUCCGGUGAUCAACAACCCGGGAGUCCGAGUAAACUUGGAUCGUCCAAUCUGGAAGACUGUUGCAACCGAUCUUGCAGCAUGGAUCUGACAAACUCCCCUUGUUGUUUAAAUGGUCAAGGUACAAAACAUAUGUCACCGACGUCAGAGCACUCUGAUACGUGUUUGGCAUCUGAACGACCAAGGGCCGACAUGCACUUCCUGGAGAACCAAGCAAAAAGCACUGAAAUCUCGGGCCGACCCAGAAGAACAACUGUUGAAGUGGUAGUGCCCUCUCGACGCCGCCGUUCUCUGAUGCAAGCAAAUUUAGCAGAAUCUGGCUCAGACAAUGAUGACCCUGGCGACACAGAUUUUCGGACAGAGUCCAGCGAAUCGGGAGAGGACCUCGCACCGUUAACCAAUCCACGCAAGCGUGUUUGUGGGAUGCGUCCCCGCAAACGCAGGCACAUCAGACAUCUGACCAGCUCUUCAAGGGGGAUGUCGAACCCUGCAGCGUCUCAUUCAACAGAGUCUACAGGGCGCUAUCCACAACGUAUCUCGCCAGUCUUUACUGCCACGCCUACUACCCGCACUUGCUCUUCAUGUGAUUGCACAUCACAAUCUAUCUCUCGGCAUAGCUCGGGUAGUUGGUCCGACCUUCUAAGCCCAGAUACCUGCUCUCGGGGAAGGGUACCGGUGUGUGGCUAUCUCGAGAUACUGCCGGGAAAUUGCAAUGAUACCCUUACAUAUCGCCCUUCUUCACUGUGCUCAGGAUGCAGGAGACAAGAUCGUCAUCAUCCUGAAUUUGACGAAUCUCACGUAAGUGCGGAUAUGGCUAGUCCCUCUAGCCUUGACCUGGGUUACCCAAGAACAGGAGGAAGAUUCACAAAGGUGGAAGAUCAGCUCAUUGUCAUACUGAAAAACUAUGGGUUAUCUUGGAAGGAAAUGGAGCCCUUUUUCCCGCAACGAAAGUCAACAGCAUUGCAAAGCCGUUGGUUCCGGCAGCUACGGACGGGAUGA
Molecule: messenger RNA, 1617 nt
Organism: Aspergillus luchuensis
Lineage: Eukaryota; Fungi; Ascomycota; Eurotiomycetes; Eurotiales; Aspergillaceae
Exons: 2
Coding region: 1-1617 (538 amino acids)
Source: RefSeq, a predicted model, not a curated record